GUCUGUCGGUCGGUCGGUCGGUCGUCGCCGCCAUGCUAGUGGUUAGUUUAGUGAACCAAACAUCAUGAUGUGGCAAAACGUUCGCGCGAGCUAAGGCCCGUAGCAGCCACGCCGCGUUAACCGGCACCAUCGUCGUUAUGUUAUCCACAGUAACACUCACGACGUUCGAUAAACACGAUAACGCGAAAAGUACAAAAAGUAUAUAUACACACAAGACACGCGAUAUAUAUAGAGAGGUAAAGAGAGGGUACGUAUUGUAGUAAAGAAAAAAAAAUAAAACCGUGAGAGAGAGAGAGAGAGCGAGAGAGAGAGAGAGAGAGAGAAAGAGCGAGAGCGCACGAUUCGGUAAAAAGACAAAUCGCGAAUACAACGACGGUAGCGGCGGCGACGAGGACGACGACGGCAACGACACGACGACAACGAUAACGACAGUGACGACGACAACGACAACGCAACGGUGUUAGUGGUGGUAGUAGUGCUCGCGGUGGUGGUGGUGGUGGUGGUUGUUGUUCGGUGCGAGCGGAAUCGCGCGCGGCACGACGUAAGGCCCGAUGUAAAUCAAAGCCGCCGCCGCCGAAUCGCACGGUCGAACGUACGUCGCGCAGUGAACAUCGUCGCGGCACGCGUCGCAAGUGCCGAGUGCCAACGGUCAGCCUCCAUAGCGCGGCAAGGAGACGAUCGCGAAGCGUAUACACGGAGCACGAGAGAUUGACGCUACGUUCGUAAUUUUUACCCCCGUGGCGUGAUGUUACUUAAACAGAUGCUGGAUCCGAGCGUGCUAACGGACCUGGAGGAGCUGACGCUUUGCGGAUGCUGCAAGCAGAAGUAUAAUGACGCGGAGCAAUGUCCCAAGUAUCUUAGCUGUAAACACUACUUCUGUCUACGCUGCAUCGAGAGCAAUCUUUUGAAGGGGCGGGAUCUGUUUUGCGCCCACUGUUGGAAGAAGACAGACUUGGGCGAUCAAGGUCCGGACGCUCUACCAACUCACUCUCCUCUACUUGCUCUGGCCAAUAAUCUAUCGCGUCUCAAAAUCACGACGAACAACACGUCCGGCAAACCCGGUGACAAGGAAAGGAAGAGCGAGAACUGUCACACACACGGGAUGCCGCUGGCAUUAUGGUGUGCGACAUGUUGCACGGCGCUUUGUAGAGCGUGCGCGACUCCACAAGAACACCCGGGUCAUCAGAUUAAAUCGCAAACCGAUGCCAAAGAACAGCUCAUUUCCGACGUUCAAUUGGAGUUAGUCGCCGUGGGCAAACUAUCGACCGAGAUUCAAAGACUGGCUAUGCAACAACGCGAGUUUCUGAUAAAGGUAUUGGAGGCAUGCGUGACGUUGAAAACGCACGUGGAGACAGAUCUACAGAACGGUUGGAGCCACUUUCCCGAGAUAACGGACGCGCGCGAAACCUUGGGCAAGACAAAGGCCGGUUUGCAGAUGAGCGAAACUCCGAGCGACGUAUACAAUCUGCACUCACAGCUGGUUCUAGAGAAACAACGGUUGCAAUCCAAGUAUCAGGAAAUGAUGCUGCAAUGCCAAUUGGACGAUCUCAUUGGUAAUUCUGGCGUGAUUUUCGACUUUGCCCUACUGAAACAAGCACUAGCGGGCAUUCAUACGGGGGAUCCGAUCGUUCCCCAAGGAGUGGGCAACGGCGGUCGCCUGCCAAAUCAUUUGGCGGCUUCGCAGAAUCCGAUACUAUUCCUCGCAAAUUAUUGCAUGUCCCAACUGUACACGCGCCAUGUCGUCAGUAAGCAACAGCAUAUGCAGAACGGUUCGAUGGAAUACCAUCACUCGAAUAUGAUGCCGCCGCCGCAACAGGCGCCGCCGGGAUCUGUUCACGUUCAUCAGGGUCCACCGCCGCCGCCACCGGGUCCGAACCAGACUCCGCAGCAACUUCUCAUUCCACCCGGUUCACCGUCCAUCAAACCCGUACCGCCCGCACCGCCCAAUGCCAUGUUACAUCCACAGCAGCAAUCGACAUUCAUACCCGACACAGUCGGUACCGGGAGUGCUGGCGGUGGCAGUCUGGUAACUGUACACUCGUCCCCCCAACCGCCGUCCAAUGCGAUAACGGCGACACUGACACGAGGCCCGGCAAAUCCGUAUCCUCUGUACUACUUCAAUAUCGAGGUAAACGGCUCGCCACAUGGACGCAUCGUAAUUGAGGUACGACCAGACGUAGCGCCAAAGAUGGCGAAAAACUUCAGCGUGCUGUCAACAGGAGAAGCCGGAGUUGGUUACAAGGGUUGCACGAUAUUCCAGUGCUGGGAAGGCGAAUCCGUGAUCACGGGCGAUUUUGAGCUUAACAAUGGUCGUGGCGGACGAAGCAUAUACGAGGACGGCUACUUCAUGCCAGACGACACCAAGUUCCCGGCGGUCAGGGGUGCGGUGGGAAUGAGACGGACGCAGAAGCGGCACGACAACCUCGGCAUGGUCGGAUCACAGUUUCGCAUAAUACUACAGGAGAUGCGUGGCUUUACCGGCAUUUUCGGCCACGUAAUCGAGGGAUUAGACCUGGUGGAGAAGAUAUCUACGUUCGGCGAUCAGACCGGCAAGCCUACCAAGAAUAUUCUAAUCACGAAGUGCGGUAAAUUGUAACGUUUACGCUGUCGCUGUCGCGCGGUUUGUUGUAGCGUGGGGUAAACUCUGUGAGAGAAGAGUAUAUCCCAUACAUACAUAUAUAUUAUUAUAUAACGCCGUAUACACGUUUUCCCGCUAUAGAUAACUGAAGGAAGGUCGCGACGGUCUUCCCGACUCGCGCGUUCGGCUGAGAAGGAAAUUUAUACGUAAGAAGAAAUACAAAAAGAUACGCGUUACACGUAAUUGCCCAACGAUGGGAGACGAUUAUUAUUAGAAUUAUUAUGUCCGCCGCGUACAUCCACUCGGGGACACCGUCGCGACACGUUUAUCCACGAAUCCUCCGAACGCUCCGUACGAAUCACGCAACUUAAUUAACUAUUAACAAUAGCGUCUAAAGAUGUCGAGUCUAUUUUUAAAUCGUGGGCGCGUGCGAGAAGAAAAAGAAAUAAAAAAAAUCCAUAUUUUGCUAUUGACCGGGAAUCGAUAUGAGAUUCUGCUAACAAUAAUGAUGAUCGAGAUACACACAUAUACACAUACGUACCUCAGAGAUCGACCGUGAUAUCGAUACGACUUCUCUAGCUGAUACGACGUAUUUGUUUUUAGGAAGAGAGAGGUCCAACGUUUAUUUUGGCUAUUAUCGGCGUUAACUCUGCUAAACUACGUUAUAGUUCUUAGAGCGCGUAUCAUGCGUCGGGCGUGAUAUAGUGGAGAAGAUACCGUGCGAUUCGCGGCAAACAGUUCUCCGCCCGGCUCCGUGUACGCAGCUAAUGUUUUAGGUCGUAGAUAGAUGAAUAAAAGGAAAACGUAUAGACCGGGGAAUUUAAGUAUAGAAAACUAUAUCGGGAAUUAACCGAAUCGCGUUUCGCGUUUACGCGAUAUAUAUUUGGGAAACAGAGGCGAUGAUAAACCUGCGCGCGGACGGAUGUUUGACCCUUUCUCGAUUACUUUUUUUUUUUUUGUGGGCGAGCCAAUCGCAGGCGGGCAUCUUCGCGACUUUAUAUGCUAAAAAGUCGCGGCUUGCGCGAUUCUAUACAAAACGCAAGAUUUGUUGUUUAGAAUUUUAGAUUCCGAAAAGAAGAAAAAAAUAUUGGUAUAGUUAAUCUCGUAGGAGGGCAAUUUGCGGUUCGUCGAACACGAUGUAUCGCGUAUCGUUCCGUUCCAGGGGCGCGAGGAAAAGAGCUAAAAGGGAAAAGAAAAAAAAGAAAAAAAGAGAUAUUCAUCGCGCGCGCGCGUCUUGCGAAGAAGUCUUGUGAUUCCGCUGCACGAAUACUAGUGGCGAACUUGUUCCCUUUUCGUUCUUUGUAAACUAGCGAACCGUCGUGAAUUAUAUCUGUAUUUAAGAUUAGAUCUCAAUACGUCGCAAAUGUAUGCAAGGCCUAACUACUACUAUGUAGAUUGUAAGCCUCGUGUCGUCUAAUCGGAAAACGAACGAAGGAAACAAAAAUGUGCGAAUAUAUAUAUGUACAUAUAUAUGUACAUAUAUGUACAUGUACAUUAAACAAAUCAUUCCUAUAUAUCGUACUACGAUAAUGUAAUUGCGUUAUAACUACUCGUCUGAAUUCUCGUAAUGAAGUCCCAUUAUGUAUCGUUAUAUAUACACUGUCACACGCGCGCGCGUGCGAGAGCGAACGCGUCUUUCCCUCUCUCUCGCGCGUACAAGUCAAGGCACACUCACGCGUUACCGUAAUAGCAAAAAUUGCACGCCCUCGCGUCGUCGCGGAUAUGCCUUCUCGAAGAAAAGCCUCAUUCGAUGUUGAACUUGAAAGUUUUAACACUUGUUGAUUAGCUAAUAAAAAAAAAACGCGUCUUUCGCGAUCGACAUUGCGAUGAUUGACACAACGCGAAAUGCGUCGCGUUGUGUGUCGUCUUUAGGAAUAAAUAUAACUCGCUCCUGUACAUGUACAAUAUUAUUAUAUACACGACGACCGUAAGCGGGGGUGGCUGUGUGUUCGAACGGAUGGAUGAAUGAACGAAUUUUCUCGUUUCGCUUCCGAGCGAGGAAGACUCCGACAAAUUGUAACUCUUAGUACGUAAUCGUAGAGACGCAAUCGUGAGAAGAAAAAAAAGAACAUAUUGUACCGAAGCGAGUAACGAUACAGACCCACCUGUAUACAUAUAUACAUACAUACAUACAUACAUACAUAUAUACAUACGUACGUACGUACAUUCAUACGUACAUACAUACAUACAUACAUACACACAUACAUAUAUAAACACAUACACACAUAUGUACACGGAUAUCUCUAUGUGCGCGCGCGUAUAUAUAUACAAAUAUAUAAACAUAUAUUUUUAUGAACGUGAUGAGGUAACAACGCAUAGCUUGUAAUAUCGAUUCUAACGACCGACCGAUUUAUCUUGUCCCUCGCGUGCGAUUAAACGAUUGAGCGGCUGUAAGCAUUUGGACAAGUUCUUUCCUCUCGUCUUUCUACCUCGCUAUUUUGUUUUCUUCCUUAUCUCUUUUCAUUACUUCCGUUCUGUCCCUCUCUCUUAUCCUCCUCUCGAGACGUAAUGAUCAUUGAGAAUGCAAAGAUCGUGACUAUUUUUUUUCAGGUUCGCGGUAAUUACACCGUAGAGAGCCAUCGUUUAAACGAAUUUUAUUAUUUCAUUAUACAUGUACGAAGUGAACGUUUAUCGCCUCAACUUAAAUGUACUUUUAAUCAAUCGAUUUUGAGUUAUAAACUGUUCUCAUUUCA
This is a messenger RNA of Camponotus floridanus (Florida carpenter ant), 5271 nucleotides long. RefSeq lists its product as uncharacterized. Bases 746 to 2596 code for a protein of 616 amino acids. The record is from RefSeq and is a predicted model, not a curated record. Gene Ontology annotation, biological process: protein peptidyl-prolyl isomerization. NCBI's taxonomy places the organism in Eukaryota, Metazoa, Arthropoda, Insecta, Hymenoptera, Formicidae. Gene Ontology annotation, molecular function: peptidyl-prolyl cis-trans isomerase activity; zinc ion binding. The transcript has 5 exons.